CGGGUGGGGCAGCGGCGCCGGUGGCUCCGGGCUCACUUGGUGGCAGCUCUCGCCAUGUCCUGCUACAUCUACCAGCUGCCCGCGUGGGUCCUGGACGACCUGUGUCGCAACAUGGACACGCUCAGCGAGUGGGACUGGAUGCAGUUCGCCUCUUACGUCAUCACCGACCUGACGCAGCUGCGGAGGAUCAAGUCCCUGGAGCGGGUGCAGGGCGUGAGCGUCACGCGCGAGCUGCUGUGGUGGUGGGGGACGCGGCAGGCCACUGUGCAGGACCUGCUGGACCUGCUGCACCGCCUUGAGCUCUACCGCGCUGCCCAGAUCGUCCUCGACUGGAACCCCGGUUCUAAAACCCCACCUUCCCUGCCCGACCCCCCGGACUCCGCGCCUCCAGGCAGGCCUCAGGCUGCUUCCGUCCAGGACACCGAGGAUGGACAGAGACAGGGACAGCCCCGGAGUCUGGUGGCCAGCCAGGACCCAGGGCCCGUGGCCCCCGCGGCCAGCAUCCCCGAUGCUGCAGAGUGUCCCCUGAGCCUAAAGCCCCCCAGCCUGGAUUCAAAGGACUCCCAGCCUUGCAGCACCCCCACUCCCCAGCAGGAGGUGCUCUGGGGCCAGUCUGCGGACGGUCUCUUCUGGGAAGAGGAGGACGUGCGCCAGGCCACAGACAGCUUCAGCCCCCGCCACCUGCUGCACCGGGGCACCUUCGCGGACAUCUACAGGGGCCAGAGGCACGGCACAGCGCUGGUCUUGAAGAGGCUGAAGGAGGUGCCCGGCGCAGGUCCCAGCUCAGUCACUAGGCUCUUGGAGGCGGAGGUGCAGGUGUGCCGCAGGUGCUGCCACCCCAACGUCCUCCCGCUGCUCGGCUUCUGCCCCGGGAAGCCCUUCAGCCUCGUCUACCCCUGGAUGACGAACGGCUCUCUGCACGACCGGCUGCAGUGCGAGGCCGGCUCGAGUCCCCUGCCCUGGCCCCAGCGAGUUGGCAUCUGCUCGGGCCUCCUCCGGGCCGUGGCGCACCUGCACAGCCUGGGCAUCGUGCACGGCAACAUCAGGAGCUCCAACGUCCUGCUCGACGGGGCCCUCACGCCCAGGCUGGCCCACCCGGCCACGCAGCUGUUUCCCGUCCACGAGAGGUCUGGCUACACGCUGAUGAAGACCGGCCACUUCCAGGCCUCGGCCGCCUACCUGCCCGAGAGUGCCCUCCGCCUGGGCCGGCCCUCCGAGCGCGCCGACGUCUUCAGCUGUGGCAUCGUACUGGCUGAGGUCCUCACCGGCAUGCCUGCGAUGGACGAGGCCCGGGACCCCGUGUACCUGAAGGAUCUGCUUCUCCGUGAGACCCCCGACAGCAGCAGCGCCUCGAGGUGCUCCCGCAGGAAGUCGGACGCGGAGAAGGCACUGGCCCAGGAGUUGUGUCUGCGGCACCUGGACAGCAGGGCUGGGCGGCUGCCCGAGGACUGUGCACUGGCCCUGGCCCUGGCCGCCUGCCUCUGUCUGCACAGGAAGAACCCCAGUCUGGCCGAGGCCCGUGGCCUCGUGGACACCGUGGAGGAGCGACUCCGAGGGCAGGAGGUGUCCACACCGUGUGGCGGGCUCUCCCGGGACAGCAGUUCCGCCCCAAACACUCCCGAGGAAACGGAUGACGUGGAAGUGUCGCCCCUGAAUGCUGCCUGUGCCUGGCCGGGCGCCAUGCAGACCUGCGGCCCAGCUGGGGCUGGCUCGUCCUCCUCCUCUGGGGCUCUGGCCAGCCCCAGCUGCACCCAGGAGGCAACUUCGUGGAAAAUUGAGAUCAAUGAUGCCAAAAGGAAGCUGAUGGAGGACAUUGUGCUGUACAAGGAGGACAAGCUGGACAGUAGCGAGCUGUUUGGGUUCUGAGUGUGGCCCCGGCCC
Sorex fumeus (smoky shrew) is the source of this 1881-nucleotide messenger RNA. RefSeq names its product interleukin 1 receptor associated kinase 2 (gene IRAK2). Gene Ontology annotation, biological process: protein phosphorylation; signal transduction. Gene Ontology annotation, cellular component: plasma membrane. Lineage: Eukaryota; Metazoa; Chordata; Mammalia; Eulipotyphla; Soricidae. The record is from RefSeq and is a predicted model, not a curated record. Gene Ontology annotation, molecular function: ATP binding; protein binding; protein kinase activity. Bases 55 to 1866 code for a protein of 603 amino acids. The transcript is spliced from 13 exons.